Messenger RNA from Aphanomyces invadans, 1170 nucleotides. RefSeq lists its product as hypothetical. Bases 1 to 1170 code for a protein of 389 amino acids. Gene Ontology annotation, molecular function: calcium ion binding. NCBI's taxonomy places the organism in Eukaryota, Oomycota, Saprolegniomycetes, Saprolegniales, Verrucalvaceae. The record is from RefSeq and is a predicted model, not a curated record. The transcript has 9 exons.
AUGGCUGCCUCGAAUGAUGGGUCGAAGCUGCACGCAAAGGCCAACAACUCGAUGUUCUCUCUCAUUCACACGAUGAACAAGGGUGACUUGACUGCAGCUGCAGGCGAGAUAGAUGACGCUGAUGGCGACAUGGAAGCCAAUUUGAAAGACCCCGCUAUGGUGGCGAUCUUGGACAAGUGGUGGAAAAGCUGCCUCGUGAUUUUGGACUCGGAUGGGAAUGGGACGCUGGAGAGAAACGAGUAUGUCAACUUGUACAAGCGACUCAUCUAUGGCACGUCAUGCAUUUAUGGCGAGAAAGCAGUUCUAGACCAGCAUAUUGACGACCUUAUAGAGGAAGAUUGGAAGCGCGACAGCGGUGGCCACCUCUCCAUGGACAAAACGCGGUUAUGCGUUUCCAUAUACGAGUUGGCCGAGACGUGGGCCAAGGGUGAAGUUGUCCAGACCUAUGUUGACUUUCUUACAGGUCUCCUGCAUUCGGAACUACAAACGUUGACCUCCCGAGCAGAACUUCAUGAGUACGUAUUCGUGUUGUACAAGGACGAACUGUUGGUUCAGCGCAAGCGGUCCAAGAAAACAGAAGUGCUGUCCAAGGCCAAUUCCACCAUCAAGCCCCAAACCCCCGACCCAGUCAAAGCAGCACCUCCACCAGCCAAGCCCAAGCCAAAAUCUCGACGGGCUUCAACCAAGGUGCCAUCCACGCCAGAGGACGUCGGCUCGCACCCCAGUCAGUCGACGCUUACUGUGACAGUGGAGACACCCCCAGCUGCCCCGCCGUCACAAGAAGUGGAUGACAGCGUUUACUAUUCUUUUGAGGCGCGAUUUCAGCUGCAGGAAAGGAUUGAAGUGUGCCAGCGACAGCUCCAAACGAUUGGGCACAUUGCAGAAAUUGCAUGGCUGCGAUGCUCUGUACGUGAAGACCAUAUCGAACAAUGUCGUCCUCAGGAUGCGCCCGCGCCAUACCGAGUAACAGCCGCCGAAAUUACAGCAAUUGGCGAACAAGUGUGCAUUAAGCUUCAAAACUACCUGGACAAUGCCGAGAAAGGUCGCGUGGAUGACUUGACGCUUCUAGUGGAAGACGUCGAGCAUGGCGUCCAGACAGCGGCCGCCUACGCAAGGCGCAACCUCAGCGUCGUCCGCGCCACGAGCUUUGCUUUGGAAAACACCAAGUGA